This is a messenger RNA of Scomber scombrus (Atlantic mackerel), 1746 nucleotides long. RefSeq lists its product as uncharacterized. The record is from RefSeq and is a predicted model, not a curated record. The transcript has 12 exons. Lineage: Eukaryota; Metazoa; Chordata; Actinopteri; Scombriformes; Scombridae. Bases 1 to 1746 code for a protein of 581 amino acids. Gene Ontology annotation, molecular function: protein binding.
AUGGAGAGAAAUGAGAAGAGACAGAGAAGUUGGAAGAGCAUUGGUGAGAUGCUGCAAAUAGAGCAGGAGGAAGAAAAUGAGGUGGUGAGCCUGGGACAAGAGGUGGAGGAUGAAGAGGAGCUGGAGAUCUCCAACACUGAGGAUGAGGAGGAGCAAGGAUGGACUCCCCUUAUUCAUGCCUGUUAUAAGGGCGAGACUGAGGUGGUACAGCAGUUGCUGAGGAGCGGGUCUGAUGUGACCCUGUGUAACAGCAGCCAGCAGACAGCGCUCCAUUUAAGCCCUACAGAGCUCCUGGAAAAAGUGUUGGGGUGGAUUUCGAGGCCUCAUCUGCAUCCCCAAGCACAGCUGCUGCAGGCUGCCUGGCAGGGAGACCUGCACUCCUUACAGCACCUGCUGGUUCAGACAGACGAGGUGGAUGUGAAUGUACCUAAUAGCGACGGCGUGACAUCUGUGAUGCUUGCUGUCAGAGACAUUGACCUGUUCGAGGGCAUGGCGACCCUGUUGCCAUGGGAAUACAGACCAGUGGAAGUGAUCAAGGAACUGCUGAGAGUUUUAGCUGAUCUGCGGGUUCGAGACGACAGCGGUUGUUCUGCUCUUCACUACGCUGCUAACAUCAACAGCCCUCUGAAGGAGGAGAUCAUUCACAUGAUGCUUGAGGUCCUAAAUCACACAGAUGCCACCUUGGUGUCACCCCUGGCACUGGACAAAUACUCUUUUUGCCAAGAGCUGGACUCAGAGCUUGGAGAUUUGGACUUAGAGUUGGACCUUGAGAGUCUUUAUACUGAUCAGUCGACAGCAGUCUCCCCGACUCAGACACCAAUCCAUCACCACCGGGUUUUGCUGUACAGCCACAGUGGGGAAGCGCUAGAGUCUCCAGGGAGUCUUGCUCAAUCUGACCAUCAUAAAGACCUUAACCAAGAUAAGGGGAUCCCCCUGUAUUUCCAAAACGCCAUGGAAACACUGACAGACCUCAGGCAAGCUUACCGGGAUGCAGGGACGGGAAGCAGAGGAGGCUUGUCUCUGCCGAGCCUGGGCCACACCACCAGACGCUGGGGCCAUGUGGAUCCUCCUUCCUCAUCUGGCUUGCUGACAAUGCGGAGCCCCUGCCUGCCUGUACCUCCUACACACAGGCAGAGAAAAAGAAGUGUGUUUGCUGCAUCUUCAUCCUCCUCAAGACUGCUGUCUGUGGCUGAGCCCACCAAGCUCAGCCAAUCAGCUCCCAGCAUCAUGGAACCGCUACAGUGUCCGACCACUAUGAUCCAGGCCGGGACACAUAUCCAGAGCCGGCACGGUUCUCAUGAAACUAUUAAUCAGCAAAAGCUCUCACAGGGUCUUUUGCCGGCUCUGCACCCCAAUGCUCUUCCCCGCACACCCAAACUGUUGGCACCCUUGGAUGGCAGGCCUACAGGCAGCGCUGCUCUGCCGGUGCUAAAGCACCACAUUCCCCUGAAGCCUAUCAGCCAGAGCCCUCUUUGCUCCAGGACCUGGCUGAGGAGAGAGAGGCUCUCCUGGGGCAGCCCACGUAUUGGCCCUCUCACCACUAAGGGUGGCAGCGAGGAGAGCGGGUCCAGUAGCAGCAGCCAGAGUUCCAUCGAUCUGGAGGACGAGGAUGUGGAAGAUGCGAGGGAUCUACACGAAAGACCGUCAGAAGACAGCCAUCUGAAAUUAAUUGAGGACAAGUUUUUGAAGAAUUCAAAAGAUAUCAGCACACAUCCAGAACGGAGAGCCUAUCAGUCACACAAAUGA